CACAUCCAGUCCCUCUAAAUUACACUCAACUCUCCCUCUACGCCCCAAAGGUCCUCUCUGCUUCCAAAAGGCCAGAGCUUGUUAUCUAACGCAGAUACACGCAUACUUGCUCCACUCCCAAUCCCUCUGCUUCAAGGGAUGGCAGCAUCAUCCGCGUGCCUUGUGGGGAAUAGUUUCUCUACCCAGAGUGCAAAAACAAGUUUGAGCAAAGAUAUCUAUGGGAAGUUGGUCUUUCCUUUUCCACGCCUUCCAUCAUUUCGUAAGGCCUCGAAAGUAGUUUUUGCAAAGGCAUCUUUGGACCAGAUGCACCAUGAACGAAGAAGAGACUUUCUAAAGUUGUUGCUUGGAAAUGUUGGAGUUGGUGUGCCUGCUUUACUGGGAAGUGGGAAUGCGAAGGCUGAUGACCAAGGGGUUUCUUCCUCCAGGAUGUCUUAUUCUAGGUUUUUGGAGUAUUUGGACAAGGACAGAGUGAAAAAGGUUGAUUUGUUUGAGAAUGGAACCAUAGCUAUUGUUGAGGCUGUUUCUCCUGAACUGGGUAACCGGGUUCAGCGAGUUCGCGUGCAGCUUCCAGGGCUCAGCCAGGAACUCCUUCAGAAGUUCAGGGAAAAGAACAUUGACUUUGCGGCACAUAAUGCCCAAGAAGACUCUGGAUCUCUGCUAUUCAAUUUGAUUGGGAAUCUCGCUUUCCCUUUAAUCUUAAUUGGGGGACUAUUCUUACUCUCAAGGCGCUCAUCUGGAGGCAUGGGUGGUCCAGGUGGACCUGGAUUCCCCCUUUCCUUUGGCCAAUCUAAAGCCAAGUUCCAAAUGGAACCAAACACUGGAGUGACAUUUGAUGAUGUUGCCGGAGUAGAUGAAGCUAAGCAGGAUUUCAUGGAGGUGGUGGAGUUUCUGAAGAAGCCUGAAAGGUUCACAGCAGUUGGGGCUCGUAUUCCAAAAGGGGUUCUUCUUAUCGGUCCUCCUGGUACUGGAAAGACUCUGCUAGCCAAGGCGAUUGCUGGUGAAGCUGGUGUUCCAUUUUUCUCCAUCUCAGGUUCAGAGUUUGUAGAAAUGUUUGUUGGUGUUGGUGCCUCUCGAGUCCGUGAUCUUUUCAAAAAGGCAAAGGAAAAUGCUCCUUGCAUUGUUUUUGUUGAUGAAAUUGAUGCUGUUGGACGGCAAAGAGGAACUGGAAUUGGUGGAGGGAAUGAUGAAAGAGAACAGACUCUUAACCAACUUUUGACAGAAAUGGAUGGUUUCGAAGGUAAUACUGGUAUCAUCGUUGUUGCAGCAACUAACAGGGCGGACAUUCUCGACUCUGCCUUACUGAGGCCUGGACGGUUCGAUAGACAGGUAACUGUUGAUGUUCCAGAUAUACGGGGAAGAACGGAGAUCUUAAAGGUUCAUGGUAGCAACAAAAAGUUUGAUUCAGAUGUUUCUCUUGAUGUUGUAGCCAUGAGAACACCUGGUUUUAGCGGAGCAGAUCUUGCAAAUCUCUUAAAUGAGGCAGCUAUACUCGCUGGUAGGCGUGGGAAGACGGGAAUUUCAUCUAAAGAGAUUGAUGAUUCAAUUGAUAGGAUUGUGGCUGGAAUGGAAGGUACAGUAAUGACAGAUGGGAAAAGCAAAAGUCUUGUGGCAUAUCAUGAAGUUGGGCAUGCCAUUUGUGGGACUUUGACUCCAGGGCAUGAUGCUGUUCAGAAAGUGACCCUAGUUCCACGUGGUCAGGCACGGGGUCUUACCUGGUUUAUUCCUGCUGAUGAUCCUACCCUGAUCUCCAAGCAGCAGCUCUUUGCUCGAAUUGUUGGUGGACUAGGAGGCAGAGCUGCAGAGGAAGUGAUCUUUGGUGAGCCAGAGGUGACAACAGGUGCAGCUGGUGAUUUGCAGCAGAUUACUGGUUUGGCAAAACAGAUGGUAACAACAUUUGGAAUGUCUGAAAUUGGCCCAUGGUCACUUAUGGACUCAGCCCAGAGUGGGGAUGUCAUCAUGAGAAUGAUGGCGAGGAACUCAAUGUCAGAAAAGCUUGCUGAAGACAUUGACGAUGCCAUCAAGAGGAUAUCAGACAAAGCAUAUGAAAUUGCAUUGACCCACAUAAGGAACAACCGUGAGGCCAUUGACAAGAUCGUGGAAGUCCUCCUUGAGAAGGAAACGAUGUCUGGGGAUGAAUUCCGGGCACUUCUCUCAGAAUUUGUUGAAAUCCCAGUUGAAAAUCGGGUCCCUACUUCAUUGCCCUCACCGGUCACUGUUUGAAUAGCAAAAAUUAGACUUGUAACUGUCAUUGAUUCUUGAUCAUACACGUAUUGGAUUGGUUAAAUGUAUUAUAUCUGUAAUCUUCAGUAAAAGUGAAAGAAUAGUUCAAUAUAUCAGCCUUACUGCAGCACUAUGGACGUAGUACAUAUACGCUGCAGCUCUUAACGGAGUAGUUGUUCAUCUA
Messenger RNA from Corylus avellana, 2404 nucleotides. It is a transcript of the gene FTSH8, whose product is annotated as FTSH protease 8. Lineage: Eukaryota; Viridiplantae; Streptophyta; Magnoliopsida; Fagales; Betulaceae. Gene Ontology annotation, molecular function: ATP hydrolysis activity; zinc ion binding; ATP binding. The record is from RefSeq and is a predicted model, not a curated record. Gene Ontology annotation, biological process: proteolysis. Gene Ontology annotation, cellular component: chloroplast thylakoid membrane.